This is a messenger RNA of Ostertagia ostertagi, 1518 nucleotides long. The record is from the annotation of a GenBank genome assembly. Lineage: Eukaryota; Metazoa; Nematoda; Chromadorea; Rhabditida; Trichostrongylidae.
AUGAAUAGCAACCCAUCAUCGGUUGGUUAUAAUCAGCAGAGUAAAAUCAUGGAAGAAGUUAUGAUGAGCGGCAAUAUCCCCAUCCCGGCACCAGGACGAACUGGAAUGAUGAGUGGCGGUGGUGGUGUUGUCCCGCCAGUGCUACUCGAUGAAGCCCGAGUGCCACGGUUCUAUCGCGAUGCCAUAGCUGCCUGUGGUGCCACACAACAAAAUAUGCUUCCACAUACUGCUUUAGUGUACAAUUUGAUGGUAACGUCGGGUUUACCAAGACCAGUCCUUUCCUACAUAUGGUCAGCGGUGAAUCGAACUCUUCCUGGUCAGCUGACUCGUCCGGAAUUCUUUUCCUGUUUGGCACUCAUUGCUUUAGCGCAGAAGGGCGAAUCCUUGGCAGCUUUAUCGACAAUGUCUUCACUUCCCAUUCCAUUUCUCCAGUCUGUGCAAGUGCCUCUAAACCAACCGCUGGCCGCCCCUGUGGUCAAUGUAGCGAAGCCUACAGCUCCUCCACCUAAGGAACAGCGCCAGGGUUCAUCGUUUAUUCCUACUUCCCUGCUGAUGGGGAGACGCAGCCAUGCGAAAAAGAAGGAGGUGGAUUUGAUGGGAGAAGCUCUACCACAAACGACGAAAUCGGCAGGCCAAGACGAAGGAGGAAUGACAUCACCGGUCCUUCCACCCCCUAUACCAGGUCCAUCAAAGUCAGGGCACCAGAGUCAUGUUACUACAAACUCGGUCACAAACGGUUUCAAUGCUAAUUCGAACUCAGCGAUGAAUGAUUUAUGCAGCAUUGAUUGGUCUUCAAUGGCUCCCACGCAAGCCGCCACAGCUUCGCGUGACUUGAACUCUCCAACAACCGGCUCGUCGAGAAGUGAUGAAGAUGUGUCGACAGCAAGCAGUUUCUCGAUGGCCUGCUCGACAGCAUCGGAAAUCAACGGCUGCGCUCAAGUAACCCAUGCGAUAAGUACAGAAUUGCUGGAGUGCUGGGAAAAAGUCAUCGGUGCUGCGACAGAAAUUUUCAAGACUGCUGACAGACUGCUGGCCUCGGCGAAUGACGACGUGCCUAAAUCAUCUGUAUUUUGUCGUGUGCCGGGUCGAACGAUCAGCGAAGUUGGAGCUACCAAAAGGUGUCGGGAAGAAAUUGAUUACUGCACAAGGAUUUGGAAACGUCUGGUUGAUUUCAUCGAAGAUCCGGAGGAAGAGGAUAGAGCUGGUACAGCGGAGAAGUGCCUAAAUCAUCUGUAUUUUGUCGUGUGCCGGGUCGAACGAUCAGCGAAGUUGGAGCUACCCAAAGGGUGUCGGGAAGAAAUUGAUUACUGCACAAGGAUUUGGAAACGUCUGGUUGAUUUCAUCGAAGAUCCGGAGGAAGAGGAUAGAGCUGGUACAGCGGAGAAACCUUGUGCGAUCUGCUGCCAGCCGGUGUCUCGAGCAGUCUACUUUGGUGGUCAAACAUAUCACUCGGAAUGCGCCAAUUUGUGGGUGAAUGAUGUGAACUCUCUGCUCCCGAAUAUGCAUUUGGUUUCAUAA